Messenger RNA from Moesziomyces antarcticus, 2112 nucleotides. Its product is annotated as r3h domain. Lineage: Eukaryota; Fungi; Basidiomycota; Ustilaginomycetes; Ustilaginales; Ustilaginaceae. Gene Ontology annotation, molecular function: mRNA binding. Gene Ontology annotation, cellular component: nucleus; cytoplasm. The coding region runs from base 1 to 2112 and encodes 703 amino acids. The transcript has a single exon. The record is from RefSeq and is a predicted model, not a curated record.
AUGACCGCCGACUCCAUGCACAACGCCUUCCGAGGUCUCAACCUCUCCGAUCCACAGCACGACCCCAGAAAACAACAGCAACAGCAACAGCAGCCACAGCAACAUCAGCAGCAAACUUUUACCACGCCUCCUCGUCAGCCCGCUUCGCUUCGUUCGCCCACCAUCCUCACCUCCGACCUCCCCGGCCAGCCCGGCUUCUCCUCCCAAAACCACCCACACUCGCCCAACUCGCUCGGUCAGAGCGCAGCCGCACGCUUCGAGCGCUUCUUCCCUUCCUCCCCCAAUACCACCAGCUCCAACCCUUCCUCCGCCGGCCAAACCUUCACCAGCUCCAUUGGCUCCGCCGCCGGUCUCGCCGCCAACAGCGCCUUUGGCUCCUUUGGUCACAGCCUCGCUCCAGGCAGCAUGAACGGAUCCAGCAACGGCUCCGGCCACUUUGGCUCCUCCCACAACGGCCCUCGCAAGGCUUCCAGCCGCGCCGCCAUCCCCGCACAGUGGAGCUCCCAAGACCCCUCCGCGCUCAACACCGCGCCCUCAGGCACCUCGCCACCCAAAACCAACAACCCGCUCCUCCAAGCCUAUCCCGCACACGACGCCAACGCACUCGCACCAGGCGACGACGACGUCAUCCCCACCGCCAUCGUCGUCAAAAACAUCCCCUUCAGCGUAAAGCGGGAGCAGCUGCUCGAGAUCAUCGAGGAUCUCGGCAUCCCCAUGCCAUACGCCUUCAACUACCACUUUGACCAGGGCAUCUUCCGCGGCCUUGCCUUUGCCAACUUCCGCAGUGCAGAGGAGGCCGACGCCGUCGUGGCAGCGCUCAACGGCUUCGACGUGAGCGGCCGCAAGCUGCGCGUCGAGUACAAAAAGGUGCUCCAGGCUGGCGAGAAGGAGCGCAUCGAAAAGGAAAAGGCCAUCAAGCGCAUGCAGAGCAUGCAGCUCGAAAAGGAGAGGGAGCGCGAGCGUCGUCGUCAUCAGGACGAUUAUGCCGCCAACGCCUACCUCAUGCCCGGGUUUGGCAGUGCCAACGCUGCCGAUGCAUAUGCGCUCGAUGCCGGCGCACACCAGCAAGGUUUUGAGCAGGGCGUGCGUGCUCCGCUCACCGCGGACUCGCUGCGCAAAGUGCCCUCGUCCCAGCACCUUUCGGCCGGCGCAGGUCGUGCUGCCGGUCCACCUUCGUCGUCCAGCAACCCCACCGCCGCUGCGGCGAAUGGUGCUGCUGGCGCUGCGGGCGCCGCAUCGGCAAAGAAGGAGGAGCUGGAUCUCAACGAUGCUGCGACGCUCGAGAUCUACUCGCGCGUGCUGCUCUUCAAGGACGACCGCAUGCGCGACGAGCUCGCCUUUUCGCGCAGCCUCACACCCAUGGAGCGUCGCACCGUGCAUCUCGUCGCACAGCGGCUGGGGCUCUUCCACUACUCGCUCGGCGAUGGGGAGGAGCGCUACGUGAUUGUGACCAAGAACGAGGUGAGUGCGCCCGCGAGGCCGUUGCGCUCGCAGGCGUCGACCAUCGGACGCACGCAACGCACAGCAGGCUUGGACGGCGCUUCCACCGGCGGCUUCUUGGGUCCGGGCAGUGCGGCUACGACGGGUCGUGCCGGACUGCGCAUGAAGAAGUCGGCACCCGAUAUGAAGCGCGGCGAACGCGAUGCGGGCUAUGCUGGUCACGGCUACGGCGCAGGUAUGGGUGGUGCACUGUCGGCGCAUCGAUCCAACACCAACCUGCGGGACGGAUAUUCGUCGACCAUGGGGCGUCGAACUCAGCCGAAUGCUGCGGGUGGAGCUGCUGGUUUGCAGAGUCUAUUUUCGCAGCCGGAUGCGACGCCGUCGUCGCAGAGUGGAACCGAGUCGUCGAGCCACAACUCUUCGCCUACGCAUUCGAGCCUGUUGCGUCAGCCUCGUGGCCCGCCUGCCCCCGGAACGGAUCUGCGCAACUUUGCAGUGAGGUCCAGGGUCUCGACCAACUCGAGCAACAGCAGCGCCCUCCCCGUCGUCACCCCACCCACUGCACCCGUCGGCGGCUUCCAGCUCCAUAUCAACGGAAGCCCCUCCAAGACCAACGCAUACCCAGGCUUGGACCAUCUAGAACCCACCUCCCACCAGCCACUCGAGUUUUGA